Messenger RNA from Eruca vesicaria subsp. sativa (arugula), 729 nucleotides. NCBI's taxonomy places the organism in Eukaryota, Viridiplantae, Streptophyta, Magnoliopsida, Brassicales, Brassicaceae. The record is from the annotation of a GenBank genome assembly.
AUGCAUUCUCAUUGUGUGAAUCACUGUAACGAGACUGAUAUUCCAAAGAAUGAUGUAGCAGUGACGUUUAAAAGGGGUUUCCAGUCUCAGUCACCAUAUCGGGUCAGCUAUACUAGAAUUAGCGGACAUGACACACUACCAUGGCCUGUUAUAGUUGUUAAAGAAGCUGAAUGGUGGGUUACAACAACGAUUGUUAUGUACAUCAAAGAUCUGGAACUGUUGCAGCUUAAGAACGAUAUAACAACAAGAAAGAAGAGGAAGUGUUCUAAAUCUUGGCACUUCAAAUUCAAAAGCAAAGAAGUUUCAGUGCCUAUACUUUGGGACUUGGUGAGCUCUCAGUCUACAAAAUGGUAUGGCAUAUUGGGUUUCUUUACUGAGUUGAUAGCUCUUAAUCCAGCAGAAAAAUACAGCAGCGCCAUUCUUACGGCAUUGACGUUGAACCAGCUAUGGUGUUACGUAUGUGGUAUUCUACUUGUUGCAGAAACCAGGAUAGCCGUUGUGGCCAUAAAUAAUAUCAAGACUCAGGACUUUCUGUUGAAUCCGUGUGAUAUGACAGUGGAUGAUCAUAGGUGUUGGCUCAGGUUAUUGUCCUUAGUAUUUGUAACAGAGGAGACAAGACCUUGUCAACUGGAAACAAUGUUGACAGAAUAUACAUUGUUACCCAUACAAACUCAGGAAGAUAAACUUAAUCACAGUCAGAGGCUGAUACAAUGUCCCAAGUCUUGGUAA